GGUCAUCAUGUAAUACAAUAAUACUUAAAUAUGAAAUAGAGUGCUUAUACAAGUGUCAUUCUCAUAUAUUAAUGAUAAGUGAUCACCACUUUAAAUUAAAUUUGCGAAAGUAUUGCGACCCUCCUUCAUCUCACAAAAGGGAUUUUCACCUGAAUAUUACUAAGCUAAAUAUAAUUUUAAAAAAUGUGAUCAUAUUACAUCUGGACAAAAGAGUGCCUACAAUAGUUACAUAUGUGGAAAAAUAUAAAAUGACUGCCCAAAUAUUUAUGUCACCACUCUAUUUUCAAGCCACUGUCGUAAGCCACUGCCGCCAACGCUCGUGUGACUUUCAGCGCCAAUGCCCGUGUCACUACAAACGCUCGUGUGACUUUCAGCGCCAAUGCCCGUGUCACUACAAUCGCCAUUGCUUGUGUCAUUGCCACCGCCGUCUGCCACCGCCGCUGUCAUAGUGACACCUCCGCAGUGACAUCCCUCUCCCAACCUCUAGCCACAAUGACAUCUCUGCCACCGGCCAUCGCGGCCGACCACAAUCACAUGUCAGCUGUGACAACUCCACCAUGACACACAAGUAUUCGAGCCACAGUUAUUCCGGCCACCACCAUUGUUGCUUCACCCCAUACACCGCACUUCAACCGCGCAACCCAUCCUAACGCCCAACACCGGAAAACCCCAGCCACAGGCCCACAGCCCCUGCCACCUCUAGCCACGCCCCCCGAUCUGCCCCCAACCACCUCCAAGCUUCUCUGACUCCAUAACCAUAACUAUUGCCCAAGUCACCAGAGACCUCUCCAGCGCGUGGGAGGCCUCCCAGCCUCAGCCCCGACGUAGCCCCCCAGCCACUACAUGCAACAACGGUUCCAUUGAAGACAGAUCUGGGCCAAAAACAACAAUCCAACAGAGAGGGCAGAUGUGACGCAGACAGACGAGCCAGUCCCAUUCUAACCCUCCCCCAGCCCCUCCAUCUCGCUCGAAUUCACUCAGAUUUGCCCGUUACCGUCGGAUUCGCCCCAGAUCCGCUCCCUCCGCACUCAGUUGUUGGGAAUCAGCGUUAUCCGCGCAGCCAGACAGAAAGGUGCCGGGAGAGAAAAAGGGGUUAAUCGGAUAGCGGUGCGACUGUGAGGUCCUGUGGUGGUGGCCGUGAUGUACUUCGAUGAUUGCAGGCGUAGGGGAGAUGUUCAGAGGCGAGUGACGACAACUGUGAGGCGUCGAGGAAGGAAGCCCCACUAAUCAGAGAUCUGGAAGUGAGCUUCAAAGCCGCAAUUUUGCAUUUUUUCCCCAUCGACUAGAUCUAAACUCAAAAGGGCAGAUUCAGCACAAACUCCCGAGAAGUUAAACCUCGACUGUAAAAAUCAUGGUUUCCAAGGGACUUAUUUUCUUCGUCAUUGUGGCCACACUCUCCUUCAAUCUCAGGGUUGAUGCUGAUCCAUCAGUCCCCAAAUCCCCUUUCUCCAUUGCUCUCGACACCCUUCAAGAUCAACUGAACUAUACAUUUCAGAAUGUUGGAUUGCUUCGACGUGCUAUGACACACUCAUCAUACUCAGAGGAGAACAACAAAGCUUUGAGUAUCUUGGGGGAGGGAGUAAUCGAGACUUCAGUCUCAAUGCAAAUGCUGGUAAAAAACAUCGAUAUCUCGUCCAAGGAUCUGAACCAGGAUAUUUCUGAAGUGUCAAAGGUUGAGACUUCAUGUGCAGUGGAUGGAAAGAGCUUAGGUUUGCAGAACAUAGUUCGGGUUUCGUCCAAAACAAAUUCCACAACACCGUCUGUCGUCUGUGGUGCUUUCCGUGCACUUUUUGGGGCAGUGGCUUUGGACACUGGCAGUGCAGACAGUGCGGGGAAGUUGUUUUUGAAAGUUCAUUUUGAAGAUGCUGGGAAAGGUCAGAUUGGGCAUGUAAGGAAUACACUUACCAUGAUGAGUUAAAUGUCUUUAUGUGGUAGGCACUAUUUUCUUUUGUUUGAAAGUUUGAAGUAGUUUUAUGUAUGUUAAUGUGAAGCAAGAUGGAUUAGACACUGAUUAGGCUUAGCAUAUGCGCUCAGCACUUUAAUUGUUGUGUAGUAAACUGCUUAACCUGUGGCAUUCCCUUAGAUUGCGUGUUUAUAUUGUCUUUAUGUUCAGUGGCGGAGCCAGAAAAACGGGUCAGGGGGGUCGAAAAUCA
Messenger RNA from Cuscuta epithymum, 2153 nucleotides. The record is from the annotation of a GenBank genome assembly. Lineage: Eukaryota; Viridiplantae; Streptophyta; Magnoliopsida; Solanales; Convolvulaceae.